UAUGAUUUGGUAUUGUUUACCAUUUGUGAAAAUGGGAGCUUUUUGGUUAGUUUCUAUAGUGAACUUGAUGAUGGUCCUGUUAGUUCAGGGACAGGGAGGUUUGCAGAAUGGAUUUUAUUCUUCUUCAUGUCCAAAGGCUGAGGCAACAGUAAGGUCUACAGUUGAAUCACACUUCAAUAAAGAUCCUACAAUUGCUGCUGUGCUCAGGCUUCAUUUCCAUGACUGCUUUGUACAGGGCUGUGACGGUUCGGUGUUGAUCUCUGGCUCUUCUGCUGAGAGAAGUGCGUUGCCAAACCUUGGUCUAAGAGGAUUUGAUGUAAUUGAUGAUGCAAAAGCACAGCUAGAAGCUCUAUGCCCCGGAGUGGUCUCAUGUGCUGAUAUACUAGCGCUGGCAGCUCGUGAUGCUGUUGACUUGAGUGAUGGUCCAAGUUGGACAGUACGAACCGGAAGAAGAGAUGGCAGGGUGUCUUCAUCAUCUCAAACCUCAAGUUUACCUUCUCCACUUGAGUCCAUCGCUGCUCAAAGGCAAAAAUUUGCUGCCAAAGGCCUCGACGAUCGUGAUCUUGUAACUUUAGUUGGGGCACAUACAAUCGGCCAAACGGAUUGCUUAUUCUUCAAAUACCGCCUAUACAACUUCACAACUACUGGAAGUGCAGACCCGACCAAACCAUCUUUCUUAGCUCAACUUCAAACUCUUUGUCCCAAAAAUGGUGAUGGCUCGAAAAGGGUUGCAUUAGAUAUAGAUAGCCAGACUAAAUUUGAUGUGAGCUUCUUCAAAAAUGUACGUGAUGGUAAAGGAGUCUUGGAAUCAGAUCAGAGGCUUUGGGGGGAUGCUGCUACACGUAGCAUAGUAGACAACUAUGCUGGGAACAUAAGAGGAUUGUUGGGGUUAAGGUUUGAUUUUGAGUUUCGGAAAGCAAUGAUCAAGAUGAGCAGCAUUGAGGUCAAAACUGGUUCAGAAGGAGAGAUUAGGAAGAUAUGUUCUAAGAUUAACUGAUUGCCGAUAGAAAGCGUAACAGCAACAGAAUCGUCAUGAAUCAAUCUAUAUAAAAUUAAGCAAAAAAAUUAUAAAGA
Molecule: messenger RNA, 1074 nt
Organism: Theobroma cacao (cacao)
Lineage: Eukaryota; Viridiplantae; Streptophyta; Magnoliopsida; Malvales; Malvaceae
Product: peroxidase superfamily protein
Biological process (GO): hydrogen peroxide catabolic process; response to oxidative stress
Molecular function (GO): peroxidase activity; heme binding
Source: RefSeq, a predicted model, not a curated record